Chondrus crispus (carragheen) is the source of this 1480-nucleotide messenger RNA. RefSeq names its product AP-3 complex subunit mu. Gene Ontology annotation, cellular component: cytoplasmic vesicle; clathrin adaptor complex. The record is from RefSeq and is a predicted model, not a curated record. NCBI's taxonomy places the organism in Eukaryota, Rhodophyta, Florideophyceae, Gigartinales, Gigartinaceae. The coding region runs from base 1 to 1374 and encodes 457 amino acids. The transcript is spliced from 2 exons. Gene Ontology annotation, biological process: endocytosis; intracellular protein transport.
AUGAUUCACAGCAUCUUUAUUCUCAACAGUACAGGCGAAGUCAUCAUCGAAAAGCACUAUCGGGGCAACACCAGUCGCACGGAAAGCGGUGCAUUUUGGAAUCAAACAGCCAAAUCCGCGCGCGGCAUUCCCAUCGACGCGCCCCCUUUCCUCCCCACCCCGAAAGGCGCCCUGAUCCAUCUGCACCGCAACGGCCUCUUCUUCCUAGCCUCCGUCCUCACAGACACCCAACCUCUCUUCGUGACCCAAUUCCUCGAGUCUCUCGCCGAUGUCUUCGUCGACUACUUUGGGGAGCUCAACGAGCACGCCAUCAAAGACAACUUCAUCACUGUGUACGAGCUCCUUGAAGAAAUGCUCGACAACGGCUUUCCGCUCACUGUCGAACCAAACACACUCAAAGAACUCAUCACCCCGCCCUCCAUGAUCAAUCGCGUCUUUGAAUCGCUCGGCGCCGAUUCGGCCAAGACGGCUACCAUGUCCUAUGCCUCUCCGCGCACCCCAUGGCGCCGCGCAGACGUCAAGUACGCCCAGAACGAAAUCUUCGUUGACGUCAUCGAAACCAUUCACGCUACCUACUCCGCGACUCGCCGUAACCUUUCCCAGCUUCUCAUCGCCGGUGUCGUCAAAGUCAACUCUAGACUCUCGGGCAACCCCGAUCUAGCGAUGCGCAUUCGAGCAAACGCACCAUUUGAUGACGUCGCUUUGCAUCGCUGCGUCCGUCUCAACAGAUACCAAGAGUCUGGUCAACUCGCCUUCGUCCCGCCUGACGGCCCGUUCAAACUGAUGACAUACAAGAUCCGCGAAACAAACUCCCUCAACUUACCAAUCGACGUUCAAUCUCAGAUCAAAUUCGACCAUAACGCGUGCUCGGGCUCGGUAUCCAUCUCGCUGGUGCCUCGGUUCGCCUCCGCCGUCGCCCCCUCUUUGUCUGGUGCUUCGUCGGUUCCCUCCGGCUCAAUGAUUCUCUCGCAAGUAAUGAACGCGGCGGGCGGCAAAGCGAUGGGACUAUCAGAGCCCGACUCCGUGAUGGACCACGUAAGCGUGCGCAUUCCGUUCGGUACAUUUGUCACCGGGUGCUCUUUGAGCGCCAACUACGGCACCGUGCAGUUCGAGUCGACAACUGGAACAUGUACAUGGAACGUCGGAGCUGUGCCGCGGGGAAAGACGCCAUCGCUCGUGGGGCAAAUUACGCUACAGGAUGGGUCGGCGGCCGUUGCGGCCAACCCUCAGAUUUUGGUGAGCUUCCGCAUCCCCGGUUACUCGACGUCGGGGGUGUUCGUUGAAAGCUUGGACAUGUUGCCGCCAGAACGGUACAAGUAUUACAAGGGAUUGCGGUGCAUCACAAAAGCAGGCUUGUAUGAAGUACGGACGUGACGUGUAUCUUUAUUAGGCACAAUAGACGAAGAGAGGCAAAUGAUCUACAGUAGAUAGGGGGUUCGAAAUGUUUCUGUAAAUUACGUCAAGAUCUUUGGCCACCAAA